Spirodela intermedia is the source of this 575-nucleotide messenger RNA. NCBI's taxonomy places the organism in Eukaryota, Viridiplantae, Streptophyta, Magnoliopsida, Alismatales, Araceae. The record is from the annotation of a GenBank genome assembly.
AUGGCUAGUAAAAGAAUCCAGAAGGAACUGCUGGAUUUGCAGAGGGAUCCCCCAACUUCCUGCAGUGCCGGCCCGGUCGGAGAGGAUCUUUUCCACUGGCAAGCGACGAUCAUGGGCCCUGCAGACAGCCCUUAUGCGGGAGGUGUUUUCUUCAUCAAGAUUCAUUUCCCCCCGGAUUACCCUUUCAAGCCUCCCAAGGUCAACUUUCAGACAAAGGUCAGCUCUCCCCAGAUCUCGCCGCUGACUUGCUCUUCAGAAUCAUGCAUCCUGCGCAUUUUUGGCAUUUCAGAGGUUUUUGGAUGAAUCUCUGGUUGACUCUGACCAUCCCCUUCCUUCUAUGGCAGGUCUACCAUCCCAACAUCAACUCCAACGGCAGCAUCUGCCUGGACAUUCUCAAGGAGCAGUGGAGCCCCGCGUUGACCAUCUCGAAGGUCCUCCUCUCCAUCUGCUCUCUCCUCACGGACCCCAACCCAGACGACCCCCUCGUCCCGGAGAUCGCUCACAUCUACAAGAAUCAGAGGCCCCGCUACGAAGAGACGGCCAGGGCCUGGACCCAGAAGUUCGCCAUGGGUUGA